AUUGCUCAGUCGUCAAAAUGAUGAUGCCGUUGAGUUUAAUCUUUUCCCAACCCUUCUUCCCUUCAACCACCACCAUCGCCAUUCACUUGGCCCCGACACUCUUUUCUAUACCCUCAGAUGGCUCCCACUCGCUUCCUCACCGCGGUCACACUUGUUGUGGCCGGCUUGCUCUCAGUCUCGACGAUCACUCCUGUUAACGCAAUCGCUCUUGAACCUCCUCAUGUGGUCAGGAGCCACCAUGCCAUCGCUCAACACAAACACAGCGGUGUGCGCAAGCGGACUAACGCCAGUCGCUGCAAGCCCAAGUCGUCCUCUCUGCACAGUUCCUCCACCCAGACUUCGACCAGUUCGACGGAGACUUCGACGUCGACAUAUGCUACCACCACGACACAUGCGGCUCCUACUACGACUACGACGCAUGCGGCUCCUACGACGACCACUACGCACGCGGCUCCCACCACUGCGAAGCCGCCUCCGUCUCCCACGACUUCUAAGCAAGCUGUUGCUACCCAGGCGCCCGGCAAGAGCACUGGCGGAAGCGGUCUUCGUGGCAAAGCUUGUCUUGCUUGGCCCAACUCCAACUUCAACCCUCUCGCACCCUGGAUCGGCAGCACUGUUGGCUUGAUCUACAGCUGGGAUGCCACGAAAGUCCCGGGCGCUGAAGAGCUCGGUUUGACUUACGCGCCCAUGCUCUGGGGUUGGAAAAACGCGGAAGACUUCAAGGCCAAGGCUGUCAAAGGCUAUUCUAACAUUGCCCUUGGUUGCAACGAGCCGAACGAAGCUGGCCAGAGUAACAUGGACCCUUACAGUGGCAUUUCUCUCUGGCAGCAGUACAUGCUCCCGCUUGCCAACGAGGGCUACACGCUCAUUUCGUGUGCGACGUCUUCCAACCCGAACGGCAAGGUUUGGAUGAAGACUUUCUUCGACAACUGUGGUGAUUGCAAGGUCGGAGGUAUCGCCGUCCAUUACUACGGGACGGACAUCGAAGAUUUCAAGAACUACGUGACCUACUGGCACACCACGUACAACUUGCCGGUUUACAUCACCGAGUAUGCGGACCAAGACUUCAACAACGGGCCUCAGGCGGAUAUGGGCCAGAUCUGGGCGUUCUUGCAGGCGGCGACUCAGUUCGCCAAUGAGAACGACUGGAUCCAUGCCCACUGCUGGUUCGGUGCGAUGAAGGAUAUGACCAACGUCAACACUCUCAACACGUUGAUGGUUUCUGACGGAUCCGGUCCCAACGCCCUCGGAAACUGGUUUAUCAACAACUAGAUUGCCCAAGAUAUCUACGAUCGCCGUGAUCCUGUCUCGAUACCAAUGGCAAGCUAGCCUUGCCACUCAUACGUGCCACAACUGUUGUGCAGCUGUGGCCAUUCAAUCGUGCGGCCCAGUGGGCCAUUAGUCACUACUUUUGUAUAGCAGUGUAGAGCACUAGCAAUGAAUGAAUGCUUGUUAGAUAUAUUGGCCUGCCUGGAAAUAGGUCUCCGGUCCGCCCCGUGGGAGCUAUGACCGCUCUCCAUCACCAUCUCGAACAACACUCGUUGUACUGACAACCGUCAUUACAAGUCAACUCAAACGCGUCCUGGCAGUCUUGGAACACUGCGUGCACUAUGGUCAAGCAUCUCCCUCCCGCAAUCAAGCAUCUGUUGACUCUGCGCAAUCCACAUCCUCUUCCCGGACCGCCAGUCGCGAAAUUGCAGUCAGUCUUGACCAAGACCUACCAGGACGCUAGAAAGCGCCAUGCUGAAACUGCUUGGCUCGUGCUGACGGCCUGCAGUUUGGCUACGACCAAUCGACCUGCUUCAAUGUCACAACUCUAUCAGUUCAUUCGACCAAGUCAAACCCCCCUGCAAGAAGCCGUCAACAGAGCGGCUCUAGCUCGCGAGGCGAUCUUGAAGAGCGUCAUCUUCAUCGGAGUUCCCAGAGUCAUCCUUUCGUUCGCUGCAUUACAUGAUGCACUGGAGCCCGAAGUGAGGGACGCGCUCAGAACCAUCUCUCGCCGAGACGCGAAGCCCGAGGCCGCCGAAUCAACCGUCGAGCGGGGAAGGGCGUUGUGGAGUUCUAUAUAUUCUCCGCAUGCCGAAAAACUCCACGACAAGCUGGGCUUAUACCAUCCGGACUUUAUUUCGUUCAUUAUCCAGAGUUACGGCACCGUGCUCUCUCCGUUGCCGGGAAAAACCAAGUCGUUCUCGGACAUUAGCAGCGCGGUUGAUCCGGAUCAAGGCAACCUUAGCCGGGUUAUGGGUACGGUGGUUGGGGUGGCUUGCUUGCGGGCGGAAGAGCGAGUGAUUCCUCAGCUGACGAGCCAUGUGUUCGGGCUGCUUAAGGCGAGAACUAUCGAGGAUCAGUCGGCCGAAGAUGCUUGGCUCGCCAGCGACGAGGGCGCGGAAUGGGUUAUCCGGACAGUUGAUGAGAUUGUGGACGUACUAAAGGCGGAACAGGAAGAGGUCCGGGUGAAAUUGUGAAGAGCGAUAUUCGCUUUCAUCAGAUUGCAUCGUGGCCUGUUUCAUCAAGAUGGCGAGGCUGGGCGCAAACAGAGACUGGCUGCUUGUAGUUUGAAUUUCCAAUGAAUUCGGAUAAUCAUGACACGAGUUGGAGAUUACUGAUUUACAUGUACAGUGUUUGGAAUAAAAUACAAGCCCGAGGUCCCCUCA
This is a messenger RNA of Mycena citricolor, 2654 nucleotides long. Lineage: Eukaryota; Fungi; Basidiomycota; Agaricomycetes; Agaricales; Mycenaceae. The record is from the annotation of a GenBank genome assembly.